Lampris incognitus (smalleye Pacific opah) is the source of this 4086-nucleotide messenger RNA. It is a transcript of the gene klhdc3l, whose product is annotated as leucine-zipper-like transcriptional regulator 1. The coding region runs from base 408 to 1754 and encodes 448 amino acids. The transcript is spliced from 9 exons. Gene Ontology annotation, molecular function: protein binding. NCBI's taxonomy places the organism in Eukaryota, Metazoa, Chordata, Actinopteri, Lampriformes, Lampridae. Gene Ontology annotation, cellular component: Golgi apparatus. The record is from RefSeq and is a predicted model, not a curated record.
UAAUCGACCACGUUUGACGGUUACGUGAGCUACCCCCCAAAAAACAAAAAAAACAAAAACAAAAAAGAAGUUGCGGGGUGCUUCACACUUCCGAGCUAUCUUCGUCUAGCUGCGGUUAUAACUUUCCUCACGACUCGUUGGUCGACUUACCGGAGCCUCCCGUUACCAGAGGAAACUCAUCUGGCGACAUAAGGCAGAUAAGGCGUUUAACUUUGAUUUGAAGCUGGCAACAUUAUCACCUGAGAGCAGACUUCACUCCCAGUCCAAGACGACCAAGGUGUAUCAGUUUAAAGAGGGAAAAGUCAGCAGACCUUUGUCAGGAGCUGGGACCCCACCAUGUUGUGUUUAAGUUGAUUUUAUGAGUUGAAAUUUAAAUGAGAAAGAAAACGCUCAGAUGAGUGUGGAGAAUGCCCACUAUGAGUCAGAAGAGUCCCUGCCUGUGGACUCCGCUGCCCCAGGGCAGCCCGGCUCCAUGUGACCGCUACAAGCAUGCCUGCUGUACAUACAGCGGGGACGUCUACGUCUUGGGUGGCAGAGACAGCAGCUGUCUGGGGGACUUGUGGCGAUACACUGUGGCACUUAAUGAGUGGACAGAGCUGGUCUGUACCAGUGAAGCAGCACCAGAUGAACUUGAGGAGCACUCUAUGGUGGCUCAUGAGGGCUUUCUGUAUGUAUUUGGAGGAAUGUUGGAUUCUGCAUACACAGAAUGGAGAUGUCCCCUCUGGGUGUUUGACAUUACCAAGCAGAAAUGGAUUCAGUGGCAGGGAAAGAAGAGCUCCCCCCAGUCCCAGAUGCCAACCAACAGAAAGGGCCACAGCGCCGUGGUCUUUGGCUCUGCUAUGUUCGUUUAUGGAGGAUACAUAGACAUGAGAGGAUCGACGCAGGAGUUUUGGACUUUAGAUUUUGAUACCAUGGCUUGGUCUCUACUGGACAGUUCCCAGCAGGUUUCAAUGGGACCUGGUCCCGGCCCUAGACACUGCCACUCUGCUGUGGCUUACCAAGAUUGCAUGUACCUGUUUGGGGGCCUGAGAGGCCUGCGGGAGCAGAGGGACUUGUGGAUGUGGAAUUCAACCAGCCACACCUGGAGUUGUCUUAAAGCCAUGUCAGGACCCUCCAAACUGGUGGGCCACUCAGCUGUGGCAUACAAAGACAGCAUGCUCGUGUUUGGGGGAGGUGAGAGCCAGAGCUGCCCAAUGAACAGUCUGUGGAGGUACAGCUUCACCACCCUCAACUGGGAGAGGCUGGCCGUGCUCCCAGGUUCAAACCCUCCUCCCAGGAUCCACCACUGCUGUGCUGGGCUGGGCCCCAGCUACCAGGCCCAAACCAGCCCGUCCUACUCAGUCUCCCACGGGGCAAGCUCCAGACCCCAAACCGGGCUGAUGGACAGCAAACUCAGGCCCUUUAAAAACAAGUGCUUCCCAUUGCCACUCACCUACUUGGGGACAGAGGGUGCCAUAGAGCUUGAGACUUUCAGCUCAGACAAGAGCUGCGGAGCCAGUUCAUACACAGAUUCUACUGGGGUCGACUACAGCAAUGGGAGCUUGACAGGGAAAGACGCCCAGCGGAUCAAGAGCUGUCUUACCUUUGAGAACCAAGCAUUCAGUAAAAAGUGGAGCUAUGAUGAGGAGGACUCGGUCGACAUAGAGGACAGUAUAACCCAACAUUUACCAGAUCUGCUGCUGGUGCUGGGGGGGAAACCUCUGAACAGACACAUGGCCAUUUCUGUAUGGCAGAUGACUCUGACUGAUUCAUGAAUACAUAAAAGAAAUAUGGAUACUUCCACAAUUAAAUGUGACAAUUGAAGUAACAUGACAAUUUAAUUUCUACACACUAAAAAAGAAAAAAAAACCUAAGAUUUGCCUUAUAUUUUCAGUUGUAGAAAAACCUAGUUCAGCUCUUGAUGAUAAUGCUGGCACAAAGACAUGCUCAAGGUGGUUAUAUUUCAUAACAUGCUGACUUAAUGUCAAUGUUGACUUACUUGAUAUGAAUGAAUAUAACCCAACACCUUUCGUAAAAGGGAUUUAAUGUGUCCAUGCUGAGUACAUUAGCAAGAAAACAGGUGUAGGUAAGACUGAUUCAUUUAUUUUUGUAUCGUCUACAUCAGUUGGCAAACUGCUAGGACUUUUUUAGGAUGUAAGCAUGUUGGUUGAAGCAUAUUUUUGGUACUACUGUCAGACUUGAUUCAACUCCUUUGGAUAAUGAUGAGCCAAAACAUUAUGACCACUCACAGAUGACCCAAAUAACAUUGAUCAUCUCCUAACAAGGGUACAUGUCAAGGUCUGGGUUGAUUAUAUGGUAAGUGAACAACCAGUUUCUAGUAGUCAACAUGUUGGAUGCAACAGGAGUAAAGACCUGAGCGACUUUGGCAAGAACCGAAUUGUUAUGGCCAGACGACUGGGUCAGAGCAUCUCUGAAAUGGCAAGGCUUGUGGGGUGCUCCCGGUCAGCAGUGGUGAGUACCUACUGACAGCAGUCCAAGGAGGGGCAAACCACAAACCAGCAACAGGGUGUUAGGCACCCAAGGCUCAUCGAUGCACAAGGGCAACGAAGGCUAUCCCGUCAGGUCCAAACCAACAGAAGGUCUACUGUGGCACAAGUCACAGAAAAUCUUAAUGAUGGUUACAGGAGGAAUGUGUCACAACACACAGUGCACCGCACCCUGCUGCAUAUGAGGCUGCAUAGCUGCAGACCGGUCAGAGUGCCCAUGAUGACCCCUGUUCACCAUCGAAAAUGCCUACAUUGGACAUGCGAGUGUCAGAACUGGACCUUGGAGCAGUGUAAGAAGGUUGCCUGGUCCGAUGAGUCCUGUUUUCUUUUGGAUCAUGUGGAUGGCUGUGUAUGUGUGCACUGUUCACCUGGGGAAGUGAUGGCACCAGGAUGCACUGUGGGAAGAUGACAAGCCGGUAGAGGGAGUGUGAUGCUCUGGCCAGUGGUCUGCUGGAAAACCCUGGGUCCGGCCAUUCAUGUGGAAGUCAAUUUGACAAAUACCACCACCUACCUAAACAUCGUUGCAGACCAGGUACACUCCUUCAUGGCAAUGGUAUUCCCUGAUGGCAGUGGCCUCUUUCAGCAGGAUAAUGUGCCCUGCCACAUUGCACACAUUGUUCAGGAGUGGUUUGAGGAACAUGAUGAAGUGUUCAAGGUGUUGCCCUGGCCUCCAAAUUCUCCAGAUCUCAUCCGAUUGAGCAUCUGUGGGAUAUGCUGUACCCACAAGUCUGAUCCACGGCGGCUCCACCUUGCAACUUACAGGACUUGAAGGAUCUGUUGCUAAUGUUUUGGUGCCAGAUACCACAGGACACCUUCAGGGGUCUUGUAGAGUCCAUGUCUCGGCGGGUCAGCGCUGUUUUGGCAGCACGCGGAGGACCAACAGCAUAAUAGGCAGGUGGUCAAAAUGUUUUGGCUCAUCAGUGUAUAUUUUAUUUUGAGUUUGUGUUGUAGCGAGUUUUUCAAUUAACAGAAUAUUUCCUUUUUCCACUAUUUUAAUAAAUGGCGACAAAGGGAAAGUAUUAGCCACAGGCACAAACUUGUUUUGAUAAUUACUGGACUUUCUUGACUCUUUCACUGGAAUCCUCGAUCGUGUACAUAACGAAAAUGUGAAACAGCACUCGGGAGCGUAUCUUGCUUCCAUAAUGUAAGUAAGACAGGAUAUGGGGGGGGGGUGAUUUAAUCUUUCAGGAUUUGAUUGGAUCAUGCAAAUCAUUUUAUGGUAUUAGUUGGAAUGUUGCUUUGUCCACCCACUCAGACUUGGUGAUGCAAUCACAUAAACAUGGCUGUUUUAGAGGAAGUUUAAAUUGAUUAGAUUUUGAUGCUAAAUAAGUAGAAAAAUUGAAUUUUUGUUUUUUUUUUCUUUCUUUUUUUGGCGCGGGAGUUGAAUAGAUGCAUAAUACGACCGGGGAAAAUAAGCUAACAAGGUAAAGUGAGUUUUCAUUUCACGUUGUCUUUAAUGGAAACCCUUUCUGUAGUUCCUAUUGCGUCAGUUUAGAAUUUCCAAUUAGUAUUUAUGCAUUAACCUACUGUGUGUGUUGACAUAAUGCAUCUUUUCCUUCCAGGCCAAUACUUGAAAGUUUUGCAUAAUAACAAUUAAAAA